Molecule: messenger RNA, 247 nt
Organism: Pelobates cultripes (western spadefoot toad)
Lineage: Eukaryota; Metazoa; Chordata; Amphibia; Anura; Pelobatidae
Source: the annotation of a GenBank genome assembly
AUGUCCAGGUCCAUUAAAAGCUGGUUGAAGCAACUGGAUUCAGAUGUGGAGAGAGGCAUCAAGUGUCAAGAUCUCAAUGAUACAAUUUGGAACCUGCGUAUGGCCACAGAGUACCUGGAGGAAGCAUUAUGCUCUAUUCCCUUCAAUGGAGAGCUUCUAUUUGGCAAAACCUUAGACGAUUCCAUAAAGAAGGCAGCAGAAGGCAGCAAAGUGUUUUUGCCACAAGAGAGAAGAGCCAAAAAAACAG